Molecule: messenger RNA, 1856 nt
Organism: Condylura cristata (star-nosed mole)
Lineage: Eukaryota; Metazoa; Chordata; Mammalia; Eulipotyphla; Talpidae
Gene: CTBS
Product: chitobiase, di-N-acetyl-
Exons: 7
Coding region: 270-1142 (290 amino acids)
Biological process (GO): chitin catabolic process; carbohydrate metabolic process
Cellular component (GO): extracellular region
Molecular function (GO): chitin binding; chitinase activity
Source: RefSeq, a predicted model, not a curated record
UGUCCGGCAAGCCGCUCCCUUGCAGCCUCCUCCUGGGCGGGCCGCGCCGCCCUCCGGGGCUCUUUCCGCUGCUGUUGGCGUUGCUGCUGACACUGUCGGCCCAGGCCGAAACGGACUGUCCGUGUCAGGAACGUGCGCUGUGCCGUCCGAUCAGCCACUACCGCGACUUCGAGGUCUUUGUUUUUGAUGUUGGACAGAAAACUUGGAAAUCUUAUGACUGGUCACAGAUUACAACUGUGGCAGUUUUUGGAAAAUAUGACUCAGAACUUAUGUGCUAUGCUCAUUCAAAAGGAGCUAGAGUAGUGCUAAAAGGAGAUGUGUCCUUGAAGGACAUCAUUGAUCCUUCUUUUAGAGCAUCCUGGAUAGCUGAAAAGGUUAAAUUGGCCAAAACACAAUAUAUGGAUGGAAUUAAUAUAGACAUAGAGCAAGAAGUUAAUUGUUCAUCACCUGAAUAUGAUGCACUAACUGCCUUAGUCAAAGAAACUACAGACACUUUCCAUCGUGAAAUUGAGGGAUCACAGGUAACCUUUGAUGUAGCUUGGUCUCCAAAGUGCAUAGACAGACGGUGCUAUAAUUAUACUGGAAUUGCAGAUGCUUGUGACUUUCUUUUCGUGAUGUCUUAUGAUGAACAAAGUCAGAUCUGGUCAGAAUGUAUUGCAGCAGCCAAUGCUCCCUACAAUCAAACAAUUACUGGAUAUGAUGACUAUAUCAAGUUGGGUAUUAACCCUAAGAAACUUGUUAUGGGUAUUCCCUGGUAUGGUUAUGAUUAUACCUGCCUGAAUCUAUCAGAGGAAGAUGUUUGUACCAUUGCAAAAAUCCCUUUCCGGGGUGCUCCCUGUAGUGAUGCUGCGGGGCGUCAGGUGCCCUAUAAAGUGAUUAUGAAGCAAGUAAACACCUCUAUUUCUGGAAGCCAGUGGGAUAAAGUUCAACAGGCUCCUUAUUAUAACUAUAAAGAUCAUGCUGGCCAUUUUCAUCAAGUAUGGUAUGACAAUCCCGAGAGCAUUUUUUUAAAGAAAGCAUACAUCCUAAACCAUGGCCUACGGGGCAUUGGCAUGUGGAAUGCAAAUUGCCUUGACUACUCUGGAGAUGCGGAAGCCAGAGAGCAAACUGAAAAAAUGUGGAAAGUCUUAAAACUAAAGUGAUAAAGGUGAAUAUCUCUGUCAAACUAUUAAGAUUUAGAAAAAUAGUAUGUACAAAUAGAACUAAUUUCUUCAAGAGAUUAAAAAAGGUCUACUUUUUUUUCAUGUUGCUAUGUGUUUUAGUUAUUAGUGUACUCAAAGCCAGAUAAAAAAUAAAUGCUUUGACUGUUUGAAUUUGAAACACAAAUAUUUGUCUUCUGUAUCCAGAAAUAUAAGAAAUAAGCCAACUUAUGAUAGCAAAUAUUCUUCUAUAGGAUAUCUUAGUAUCACUGUUAGAAGCAAUUGCUUUCAGAAUUUUAUUAUGCUAAAUUUCCUCCAUAAAGUAUAUGCUUAUAAAUCAGUGCUAAUGUUUAAAAUAUGUAUAACUGGAGUGGAAAUUGCUUGCUUAGAGUAGAUUUUUUAAAAACAUGGGUUUUGAAAAGCAGUUUGUAUUGUACUUUUUUAAAGUCAAUAAAUCUAUAUUUUAAACUGGCAAUUUAGUGUCUUUUAUUUAGGUUGAUCAAACUAAUGCAAAUAUUUUUUUUACUUCCUGACUUCAUAUAGUAAUCAUGUUCUCAGAGCCACCUGAAUUAAAUUCACUUAAUCCUCCAGAGAGAAAAAGAAUACAAAGGAUUAAAAUACAAGAUAGAAGAUAAUGUACCAAUAUUUAUGUUAGUAGGUUAGAGCUACUUACUAUUUUUCAACUAAAUUUUUAUGAGGUUACAUCUGAAAUUUGCA